Molecule: messenger RNA, 1435 nt
Organism: Nymphalis io (European peacock)
Lineage: Eukaryota; Metazoa; Arthropoda; Insecta; Lepidoptera; Nymphalidae
Product: PEST proteolytic signal-containing nuclear protein-like
Exons: 4
Coding region: 132-749 (205 amino acids)
Biological process (GO): protein ubiquitination; proteasome-mediated ubiquitin-dependent protein catabolic process
Cellular component (GO): nucleus
Source: RefSeq, a predicted model, not a curated record
GCAUUAUAAAAAUAAAAAAACAAAAUGGCCGUUUGUUGAGUUAACAUUCUGUAAUCCUUAUUUGCCUUGUGUAGAAAAUGCAAAUUUCAAUCUGUUUCUUUAAUGAUUGAAAAAUAAGAAGGAUAAAUAAGAUGAGCAGUCGCUACAAAGAACACAAAGGGUCUUCGCGAUCGUCGCGUGAUGAUUAUAGAAAGUACAAGGAGAAGGAUGAGAAGCGGUCGAAGUCCAGAUCGAGGUCUCCUAGGCGAAAUCGUUCGCCGCCAUCUGCCUACCAAAACUUAUCUGAAAGACCUAGCAAAAGUCGGGACAGAGGUAUAGACUAUGAAGAAAAGAGACAUUAUUCUGGUGAUAAUUGGGAGGAAUCUGAUGAAGAAGUACCAACACCACCCCCUCCACCUCGUAUCAGCAAAAUUUCCAUUGGUUUUUCAAAAUCUAAAGCACCAAUAAAGAUGACUCUUGGUGCAUCAUCAAAGCCCAUUGAUAAACCUAAGCCAACAGUUGCAUCGGUUUUCAAUGCUGAUGAUGAUGAUGAUGAACCUGAGGAAAUGCCAGCCGAGGCAAAGAUGAGGAUGAGGAAUAUUGGAAGAGAAACUCCAACGUCAGCCGGUCCCAACUCAUUUGGCAAAACAAAACAAGGCUUCUGUGAUGCCAAGAAAGUAUUCGAGAAGAACCUAAAACAGGCAUUGGAAACUGCAGACAAACCACAAAUCAAGUUCCCACAGACAAUCUAUAAGAUUAAAGGGCCAUGAUAAUUAAUUUAUAGUUUGUAUGUAGAAUUUUUAUAAUUUGUUUGUCUUAUUAAUUAGAAUGUAAUCAUUUUAAUAAUAUAUAUUUCUGAUUAUAAACACCUGUAUUUUAACUAAAUUACAAACAAACUUAAUUUACAAGUCAUAGUUUUUAAUUUAAUUAACAAAAUCAGUGAUUAAGUAAUCAUUAAUUAAUUAAGUUUACCAUGCAUCACUCUGAAGAUUUCUCUACAAUCAUGUUACUACAUUCCUUUUUUAUUAUAAUUAUGGCAGAAUUUAUCUAAAUGACUAAAUAUCCUCAGUGAUUCAUCCUCUUUAGGAAUUAAUAUUCCACUUUUUUUUAGAUAAUUCUAGCAAUGCAAUAAUAUUUUUUUGAAUUUACAUACAUAUUGUAUUUAAAUUAAUAUUAAAAAUGGUGUUUCUAAAUGGGUCAUGUAUUUAAAAUUAAUGCUAAAAUUGGAAAUGUGUUUUAGAUACAGAGAUAUUCUUGAUUUCAAAUAUGGUUAGCCAUAAUUAUUUAUGCAUCUAAAACCAAAUGUAUGGUCAGUCUGUUUCAGUCCAAUUUUUAGAAAUAGUAAACAAGUUAUUUGAUAUUUUUUUUUUUACUUAAAAUCAUAUACAGGAAUGGUCAUUUAAAAACAGUAAAACUUAGAAAGCAUUAGAUAGUUUCAGUAAUCAUUGUAUAUUGA